Molecule: messenger RNA, 3396 nt
Organism: Dermatophagoides farinae (American house dust mite)
Lineage: Eukaryota; Metazoa; Arthropoda; Arachnida; Sarcoptiformes; Pyroglyphidae
Source: RefSeq, a predicted model, not a curated record
AUGACAGCCCAUAAUAAUAAUGCCGGUGUUCUAUACAAUGAACAACGACAACAAAAACAACAACAGCAUCAUCAUCAUCAACAACAACAACAACAACAUAGAAAAAGAUCAUCAUCAACGAAAUCGAUCGUUGUUAUUGAUGGUGGUAAUCAUAAUCAUCAUCAAUGUAAUAAUAAUGUCGAUGAUGAUGAUGAUAUGGGUGGUAAUAAUGUUGAUGCUGGUGAUGGUAGUUAUGUUGAAAGAAAUCAAAGGCAAAAUUUAGGUAGCCGACAUCGACAAAAUAGUAGACGAACGACAGCGAAUCAUCACUUUAAUAAUUCAAGCAUUUCAUCAUCAUCAUCAUCAUCAUCAUUGAUUGGACAUUCAUCAAACCUACGUCAUAAUAAUAAUAAUAAACUAAAUUUACAAACAAAACAACAACAAACGAAUCAUAUUAAAUUAUCAACAAAUAACAAAAACAAUAAUGAGAAUGAAAAUAAAAAUAUACCUGUAACAUCCGGUCCAAUUACGACGACGACGAUGAAUUUACGAAAUCGAACAUUAAAAGUAGCAGCUAUAGCGACAGCAACAGCAACAGUGACAGCGACAACAACAAAAACGGAACAUCAGCCGUCAUCGAACAUAUCGACAUUGGCAACAUGUCCUACACAAACAACGUUACCAACAAAUAGUGAUACAAUAAUAAUUAAGAAUCUUACAACCAAAAUUAAUAAUGAUAAUCAUCAUUCAGGACAACAGCAACAACAACAACGACGACGAUCGAAUCGACGUCAAAAUAAUAAUAAACAGGCAGAUUUAUCAAUCGAUUCGAAACAAUCUGAACAACAACAACAACAGGCAAGUCUUCCGCUAUCAUCAUCAUCAUCAUCCACGACGACAUUAAAUUCAUCAAGAUCUAUACGCAGUUUUUUUCCAUUACGUACAAUUGGUGCUGUUUGUGAAUUAUUUCGUUCACAAUUAGAUCCUGGACAAUGUAAUGACAAUGAUGAUGAUGAUUCAGAUUUGAUUAGUAAUCGUCAUCAUCAUCAUCAUCAUCAUGAAUCAUCGAAUCGGAAUGAACCAGAUUUAGCGUUAUUAUCAAUUGUAUUGGGUAUAAUUGAAACAUCACUUACACGUGGUCUUUAUAUUGAUCAUACGGAAUCCUCAUCAUCGAUUAAUAAUGAACAUUCGACGACGACGACAUUAUCCGAUUCUCAUGAAUUACAUCAGCAACAGCCAUCAAUGACAAAUGAUAGUAAUGAACGAAAUUCAUCAACAACAAUGAAUGAUGAUGAUCAUCAUCAUCAUCAUCAUGGUAGCUAUUCACCAGCUGAAGCAUCUAUUGCACCAAUUGUACCUAUUGUAUCGAAUAUAAUACAUACACCAUUAGAUAUACCAAUACCAACUGUUUAUUAUGAAAAUGUUGAAAGUUUAUUAAAAAAAUUUCAACAACACAUUAAAGAAUCGAUUGAUCUCGAUAAAUGUGUAACGGAUGUGGUGAUUGAAAAGCCAAAUAAUGAUGAUAGUUGCAACGACGACAAUGGUGGCAGCAACAGUAAUCAUGAUUCAAAAACCACUCCAACUGCCACCACCAACAAUUAUAAUAAUAAUAAUUUACGUGAGCUUAUAACAAAGAUCUCCGAAUUAAUCUGGUCAAAUCUACAUCGAUCACAUUAUAAAGAUCGUGCACAUUUACAAACAAUUUAUAGCUAUGUUAGUGAAAAUAAAUUGGACUGUUAUGGUGUUGCAUAUACUGUAUUGGCUGCAUGUCAAAUAUUGGGCCUAGAUGAUGUUCGUCUUGUUAUGUCUGAAGAUCAUGCAUGGGUUACAUUUGGCCAAGGUGAAACAUGUGAAGUUACAUGGCAUGGAAAAUGUGGUAAUGAUGAUCGUUGUGGUCAAUCAAUACCAUCACAAAUGGAAUCAUUAAAUUGUUGGCUUUAUUUAAAUGGAAAUACAAUGAUAUGUGAUCGAUUUCAAACAAUAGCUACAUUGGUAUCGGCCAUGAAUUUAUCGAUAAAUGCAACACAAGAUUCCGAAGAAUUAGCAAUUCUUCAACAACAUCUUCUUUGGAUAUUAUAUGAUUAUGGUUACCUUGAACGUUAUCCAAUGGCAUUAGGUAAUCUUGGUGAUAUCGAAGAUGUUUGUUCCAUACAUUCAACAACGGCACGUAAACAUCCAUUAGAAUUAUUUAAUGAAGCUAUUGAAUCAGCAAAAAAGUAUUAUAAUGAUUAUCAUGUUUAUCCAUAUACAUAUCUUGGUGGUUAUUAUUUCCGAAAACGCCAGUUUAAACAAGCAUUUCAAGCAUGGGCCGAUGCUUCACGUGUUGUAAUGAAAUAUAAUUAUACACGUGAUGAUGAAGAAAUUUAUAAAGAAUUUCAAGAGAUAUCUAAUGAUCUCAUACCAUAUGUUGUUAAAUAUUCUACUUCUGUUGCCACUGCUGCUGCUGUUGGUAAUGAUGAUGAUAAUGGUCGAAUAGAUUCCAUUAUUGAUGAUCCAGAAUGUUUUGUACAUUUGCUAAGAUUUUAUGAUGGUCUUUGUGCAUGGGAAGAAGAUUCAACGACACCUGUAUUACAUAUUGGUUGGACAAAACCAAUUGUAUCGACUAUAUCGAAAUUUCCAUAUCGUACAAGAUCUCAAAUCAUUAUUAAAGUUGAUCCAACAUUGAAUGUUAAACAUCAAUUUAAUCAAUCAUCAAUGAUCGGUGAUGGUGAUCAUCAAGAUGAUUCGAUUGAAAAUUCAGAAAAUCAUAAUAUAAACAUCAGUGGAAGUAUUGUUGUCGUUGCUAGUGGUGGUGGUGGUGGUGGUGGUCGUGAAAGAAGGCGAAGACGUGCAGCAUCAAUUGGUCAACAACAACUACCACCGGCAACACCGCCACCACCUGUUGUAAUGAUAAAACAAGAAAUUAAUAACAGUAAUGGUGAAUUGAACCAUACGGAACAAAUGAAACAAAAAUCCAUUGAAAAAAUGGAUUGUAUUGAUAACCAAGAUGAAAAUGAUGGAAAAAUUGUUGCCAUUUUAGUUAGUAAAAAAUUUUCUGGUAUUAAAAAUCUUCUUACAGCUGAUAAAUUGAAUACAUCAGCCAUACAGCUACAACUGACUGCACAAUCACAGGUAAACAUUUUUAAUCAUGGAAAACGUUCUGGUGGCGGUGCUAGUAAUCGAUUAUUAGUCGGUUCAGGUAAAUCUAUUGGUCAAUUUUCCGAAAUGGAUUAUAUUGUAUCGACGACGACGACAACGAUGAAUUCAUCAACAACGACUGCUGUUGGUAGUGGACAAACACGCACAAAUAAUCAUCAUACAAUCAUAAAUCAACAACAAAAUUCAAGUAAUAAACGUCUCCGUCGUGAAUGAUAAUUUUUUUGUUUUGUUUUGUUUGUAUUCGAACAAAGAAGAAGAAUCGAAUCAUCAUCAUCAGUA